Molecule: messenger RNA, 2776 nt
Organism: Cucurbita maxima (winter squash)
Lineage: Eukaryota; Viridiplantae; Streptophyta; Magnoliopsida; Cucurbitales; Cucurbitaceae
Product: ABC transporter G family member 17-like
Exons: 5
Coding region: 437-2626 (729 amino acids)
Cellular component (GO): membrane
Molecular function (GO): ATP hydrolysis activity; ATP binding; ABC-type transporter activity
Source: RefSeq, a predicted model, not a curated record
CACACGUUUAUUCUGGAGGCGGCAAGAAUGGGUACCUGUCACCAACAUUUCAAUAGACUAUAGCCACGUUGGGCGACUUUCUGAUGGAAACCAACAUAAAGCCAAAUGCUGAUAUCAACUGAUCGAUCAACAAAAGACCAAACAAGCUUUGCUAAGAUGAGCCAGAGCCAGAGCCAGAGCCAUAGCAAGUACGCUUAUCCCUACUACAGUGGAGGUUACUACCAGGGGCCACCGCCUCCGGUGGUGGCGCCGCCACAAUAUGCAGCCGCUCCUCCGCAGGGACCGGGAUGCCUGGAGGCUUGUCUUGCUGCGCUAUGCUGCUGCUGUCUCGUUGACCAGUGCUGCUGGUGCUGUGACCCCUUCUGGCUGUUCGCCUUCUAGAUAACCUUUCUCUGUUUAAACUUCAUCAUUAUGUAAGACAUAAACUAGAGGAAACAUGGCACAUGGUGGUGGUGGUCAACGUCGUGAUACAACGAUUGACAUUGGAAGAACUGCAAAGUUUAAUGGUGGGCUUGAGUUUUACGACCUUACUUAUACUGUGAUAAAAGACAAGGAACACGAAGGGAAACUUGUGAAGCAAGAAGUAGACUUGUUGCACAGAAUUUCGGGGUAUUCACCAAAAGGAAGUGUCACCGCAGUACUAGGUCCCAGUGGGGCUGGAAAAUCUACCUUUUUGGAUGGUCUCGCGGGAAGAAUUGCAAGUGGAAGCCUGAAGGGUAGAGUUUCUUUGGAUGGCAUGGAAAUGAGCCCAGGUUUGAUUAAAAGAACUUCUGCAUAUAUCAUGCAAGAUGACAGGCUCUUCCCCAAGCUCACUGUUUAUGAGACUCUGAUGUUUGCGGCAGACUUCCGGCUAGGUUCAAUUCCAUCGAAUGAAAAAAUACAUCGGGUGGAGAACUUGAUUGAGCAGCUUGGGUUAUCUUCGGCUAGAAACACGUAUAUUGGAGAUGAAGGAACAAGAGGGGUGUCUGGUGGCGAACGAAGAAGAGUAUCAAUUGGGGUGGACAUCAUCCAUGGGCCAUCACUGCUCUUCCUUGAUGAGCCAACUUCAGGACUAGACUCCACCAGUGCUUAUAGUGUCAUUGAAAAGGUUCAUAACAUAGCUCGCACUGGCAGCACUGUGAUCCUUACAAUCCACCAGCCAUCGUCUCGAAUCCUAUCAUUCUUUGACCAUCUUAUCGUCCUUGCUCGAGGGCAGCUUAUGUUUCAAGGGCCACCAAAGGAUGUUAAUCACCAUCUCAGUCAAAUGAAGAGAAAAGUACCUCAAGGAGAAAGCCCAAUUGAAUAUCUUAUGGAUGUUAUUCGAGCAUAUGAUCAAUCUGAAUUUGGAGUGGAGGCACUCGCUGAGUUCGCUAGAACAGGAACUAAACCACCCCACUUGACUGAUGAAGAGAUUUCACUUUCUACCAUACAAGCCUCGCCGACUUCAUCUUUUCAGUCUGGUGUAGAUAAAACAAGCAACAUUAUAACUGGAAAACGGCUCCACUUGCAAACUAAUUCCCGUGCGUUGAAUGAUUACGGUCAUAGUUUGAGAAGCCCUUAUAAUACAUCAAGAUCAUGGAGUGCGAACAAUAGUGUGGUUAUGCAGGCAUUGAGGCUGCCACAAAGACAACAAGGAGCAAAGCUGCAUAAUCAAAUGAGUUCGUCUGCUUCUUAUGCAUAUUCAUCUGAUGUCCUGCAUGGCACACCAACACCUCAUAGCAGUGAUUACACAGUGAAUGAAAAUGACUACCUGACUUCAAAUAUCGGUUCAAAAUCUGCUCCAACUCUUCACAAUAACCUUGGCAAAAAGAUUUCAAACUCAUUCUUCUCUGAGACCUGGAUUCUUAUGCGUAGAAAUUUCAAUAUCAUCUCAAGAACCCCCGAGCUGUUCCUCUCAAGGAUGAUGGUCCUCACAGUUAUGGGGUUUACGAUGGCUACAAUGUUUAUGAAUCCAAAAGAGAAUACCCAAGGAAUUACAGACCGUCUCAGCUUCUUCAUCUUUACCGUCUGUCUCUUCUUUUUCUCUUCCAAUGAUGCUGUCCCAGCAUUCAUACAAGAACGAUUCAUUUUCAUCCGCGAAACUUCCCACAAUGCUUACAGAGCAUCAUCGUACACCAUAGCUGGGCUGCUUACUCACCUGCCUUUUCUUGCCCUGCAAGCUCUGGUCUAUGCUGGGAUAGUUUGGUUUGCUUUGAAACUUCGAGGAUCUUUCAUAUAUUUCCUGAUAGUCCUCUACAUGUCCCUUCUUUCAACAAAUUCAUUCGUUGUAUUCAUUAGCUCAGUAGUACCGAACUAUAUCCUGGGAUAUGCAGCUGUGAUUGCUUUCACUGCCCUCUUUUUCUUGUUUUGCGGGUACUUCUUAAACAGCCACGACCUUCCUCCUUACUGGAAGUGGAUGAACAAGAUUUCCACGAUGACAUAUCCAUAUGAAGGGCUUUUGAUGAAUGAGUAUCAGACUUCCAUUAUUUUCGGGAAUCAAUCGAACGGAACUGUUAUUACUGGUAUCAACAUAUUGGAGAGUCUCCAUAUCAAAACUGAUUCAACCAAAAAGUGGGAAAAUGUGCUGGUGAUGCUUGGUUGGGCUGUGCUUUAUAGGAUUUUAUUCUACCUAAUACUUCGUUUUGCAUCCAAAAACCAGAGGACGUGAAGAAUCAAGGAUGUGGUAACGAACUGGUUCCUUUUUCAUAUUGCUGAAUCAAUUCAGAAUGAAAUUUUCUUACAAUUGCCCUCGUUUUUCUUGUAUUGGAAAACCAAGUUCUUACAUCAGUGAAACUUCAGUAAAGAAAUGACUUCUCUA